UACGAUUUAUUCUCCUUCUCGUUCUCCAAGAGUUUGUACUUACAUUUCGUUCAGCUGCCAAGUUUCUUUCUGCAGCUCUACUCUGAAAGUGAAUGAUGUUGCAGCUUUCUACCGUCUCGCGUUCUACCGUCGUUGCACGAGCCGCGUGGAGCUUUUGCCUUCUUUUGUGUGUAGCGGUCUUCCUCUGUCCGGUGGAGGUGUUUGCUUCGAGGUUCUGGCCUUGUCUGGCUUGUUGUGGAGGAACGGAUACCGUCUCCGAACAAGGUCGAAGGUCAGGACUACUGUCUGAAGACGAAGAGCAUGACACGACCCUUGGACUUCGUGGUGCUGGUCGACUAGGGUCUCCCCAUCAUGAUCGCGCAGACAGCGAUGCUAUCGUUUCAUCGACAACAAAGUUGUGGUCGCCGCCUGCUUUAUCCGUUGUGUGCACGAACGGCCCCAGAGCUGGACGUACAAGCACUAUUGAGGCUAGUAUUAUGAGUAUUUUUUUAUUCAGAUUUCAUCAUCAUGUAGGGGUCGAAUAAUUGCUAAAAAUACGUAGGAAGCCUCUGUCUUUCGCCUGUCAAUUUCAAUUUUCUAGACACUCCUACACACGCUUGUUCGUUGCGAUACUUCUAAAGAGAACAAGCAGAACUACCACGAUGGGGACGGCAUAAAAACAGGGAGUUACUCAUCCGCCAGUGGGACCGAUGCGGCGGCACACUUAAGGCUACCGCUGAAGCAUGUCCUUAACACCAUGAUCCUUGGUUCCUCUUUUUCAAGGGGAAAAAGAGGCGUCCAAGAAUAUGGCUCGAAAGGAAGAUGGGACGUGGUAGCUCUAACACAGGGCGCAGGAGCUCCGUGGCCUGCUGAUGCAUCCGCGUCGUCGGCUUUGACAGAUGGCGUAAUCGAUGAGGCUCCUGCCUUUGCCGACUCACAACGUCUUCGUCGAGAAAACGCAAAAUAUGAUACAAAAGGCGCCGCGAAAGAGAAGAAGAAGCUAAGAGAUUGAUAAUCAUAAUGUAGUUACAUCGCAUUCUUAUCCUAGGUUAGUCCCUCAUGAUGUUUAUCCUAGGUUAGUCCCUCCAAUCAAUUAACGUCACAUCGCAAUCUUCACCACAAGCCAGUGUUAUUGCUAUCGCUCCUCUAGUCUGGCAAUAAGGAAAGAUGUGAAGAGGCAAGAAGCAUGUUGUGAGUAUUGAUGAGUUAAGUAUGUUGAUUAUUUUGUUGAGUCAACAAUGAAGCUACAGCACCGCAGCUACAUUAUUGGAUGGCCUCACAAGUAGACAACAAUAGCUACAUUCAUAAGAGGCUAAUUACAUAAUGCUGGCAUGACACUUUUCUGAGUACGCACAUUGCACUCCUGUGGUAUCUUCUAAGUUGACACCCUGAGGAGCACAGUUCUGCUGGUGCACCAGAGCCAGGAAGUUGUGAAGAGCUCAGCCAUAGCAGUUUAGGUUACAGUGACGGGCACUCGUCUGUUGGGCACUCGUCCGUUCAUUCGUCUUUGGUCGAGGCAGAGGGACACUCAGCUGAGGAGCAACCGAAGUGGCCGACGAAAGUAGAAUGGGCUCGACGGGACACAGACAACCAAGAUGGGAGGUUAGAGGUUUAAGGCCCAUAAAAAUAGAGAUAUCUGACUACGAGGGGACAGUUGUUGUCUGACGAGAUAGAUCAUGAUAAUAAAGGCUGCCUUUCAAAAAUGUGCAUCGUCUUGCGGGUAGACUAGUAGAACUGAGACAUCACCGUGGCCACGAUGUUGAAUCAUAUUAACAGAAGCACACACUCACACACAUAUUUACGUAUUGAGAUAUUUAAUUUUGGGACGAUAGUACUAAACACGUGAUAUCAAAUAUUUUUAUUGGGACGAUACAACACCUAGUUUGCUUCUAAAAAAAAAAUGAAUCGCGCACUGAGAGUCGUGGCUCUAGCGCAGGAAGUUCCACGAGCAGCGACAAGCCGCCGCUUCCUCCAGGUAAGCUGCCGGGGCGUAGACAUUUUUCUAGGGAGUAUCAGAAGCAGCAAAAAAUUGCGGCGUGGCAUACUUUAAGGGUUACCGUCAAAUUACAUUCCCCAUUGCUAGACCAUCCUUUGCUUUUUGAUUCUAGCAGAGAAUAAGAAGCCAAGGAAGAUGUCCUGGGGAGUGUAAUUCAUCUGCAACCUCUAAACACUGCUAGGAGCCGACGAGGCCGAUCAUCGAAUCGAACGGGCGAGCUCGGUGACAGUGACGUUACGCCUAGAGGUAUGAAAAGGAAUCAGCUACUCAUACGUGGACUCGAAAAUCUUAUUGGGGCUUAAGAAGUCACUUAGAUUGAUGCCUGGCCAGUGUACAACUAUUUGCGGGCCUAUCUUGCAAUUAAGUAUAGACUCCAGACCUGCGCAGCGUAGAAAGACCUUAUACGCGCUCAUCUUGGUCCAGCACUCAUACAGAUUCUGCCUUCUGUCUGCCUACAAUUUUGUGACCUACAAGUUUUAGCACGUAUGAGUAGUUAUAGCCCUUUUUUUGUGUCUUCAUAUAACGCACCGGGGGCAGAGGAACGCACCGGGAAGAGGACGUGAAUAACCGCGCCGCAUUCAACCUGAUGCUGAAAAGUACACGCCGCCGCAACGAAAGCUUAGCCGCUUCAGGGGAGGAGGAGGGUGGAAGCAGCUCGCAGUCGGAAGACUCCUUCUCUGUGGGAGUGCCGGCAACAGGAUCGCUUGGCGAUGUGACACAACGUACUCAACGGAAAGAAGGUGGACAAGACCACGAUGCGAGGGAAGCUGAUGGGAAUGUGACGUCUUGGGCUUCUUGGCAGGUUUAUUAUCGCAACUCAGAUAAAUUAUGGGAAAAGCUGCGUGGUUCGAAUGAGUGAGUUGCUGCGUGGUUCGAAUGAAUGAAUGAAUACGAUCAGCAGGUUUUAUCUAUCCCUCUCGGCAUCUCGAUGCCCUUGCUUUCCCUUCUAUUCUUUUCAUGGGAAGCAAAGGGGUCGAGAUGAGGGGACCGAGAUGGAUUAAUGCUGACUGCAACAUAAUAUAUAAAGUAGUAGAUGAUGAAGUUGAUUAUGCUGACGAGGGGAACGGGAACCAGAGUAGCAAACUAACAUGAUGAUGGUGCUUUUGUAAGGACAACUCUAGUACUACGUGUUCUUUGUCGUGUGUUGCAAUUUUUCUGCUGUCAAAUGAAAGACCGGUCAAAUGAAAGACCGCAUCCUCUACACUCAGGAGGCGCUACUAUAAUUAAGACAACUUCGUCUUCUAAAACUGGUCUUGCGGAGAAAAAAUCCAUCAGGUGGCGCUUCUUCUUCGCGCCAACCGUUUCGUGGCGAGGAUGGGGCAACGCGAGGUCCGGCCGGAACAGAAACUACACCAACCGAGACUCCUGCUACAGUUAAGAAUCGUCUUGCGUUAUCCAAUAUCGUGGAUUAUUUACCUGUCCUGAGGAGCGUCUUCUCCUAGUGCAUGGGAAAUGUCAGUGUCAAGAAGAAUUAGGUCACGUAGAGCUCUCUCUCAGGAGCUCAACACCCAAAGGAACGAGUAUAACGAAAGACAAGGAUAUUGAGUUUCUAAUGUAGAAGCGGGGACAGGGACGGGCCAGGACGAGUCUGACGGGGAGCCGGGCUCUGUGAUUUCUUCGUCCUUUAUUAAGGCUUCCCCUAAUCCAUCUUCGGAAGCAUUCUCAAGAGGCUUUUCAGGGGGAAAUAGAGGGGCCUAGGAUGCAUUUCGAGAUUGAUGGAUUAGGGCGAGCGCUAACUUUAUCUCUGGGGACGAGAAUUCUCAGGAGCAGGAAAACAAGCAGUGCUGA
This is a messenger RNA of Amoebophrya sp. A25, 3763 nucleotides long. The record is from the annotation of a GenBank genome assembly. Lineage: Eukaryota; Dinophyceae; Syndiniales; Amoebophryaceae.